Molecule: messenger RNA, 1561 nt
Organism: Melitaea cinxia (Glanville fritillary)
Lineage: Eukaryota; Metazoa; Arthropoda; Insecta; Lepidoptera; Nymphalidae
Gene: Tango5
Product: vacuole membrane protein 1
Exons: 9
Coding region: 179-1561 (460 amino acids)
Biological process (GO): autophagy; Golgi organization
Cellular component (GO): endomembrane system; endoplasmic reticulum; membrane
Source: RefSeq, a predicted model, not a curated record
AUGUUAAGUAUUCGAAGGGAGUGUAUGUUUUUUUCCGAAAAAAUAAAAUAAUUUGCGUUUUUAAAAUAUAAAGUAAAAAAGUAAUUACUUAUUAUAUUCUAUUUUUAACUUCUGUAACAGGAUUUGUUUUGGAUAAUCAUGCAAAUAGUGCUGUGUAGUUAAGGGACAGUUCAGAAUAAUGACAAAAUUAGCUGGCACGCGACGUGCACGAAACCAGGCUACAUCGUUAGCUAUACCCCGGCAAAACUCUAUAAAUGAUAAUGGCAAGACUCGUCAAAAUUUAAGCCCUGAAGUACUGGGGUCUAUGAAUAAGGAACAACUGAGGGCGGAAUGCAGAAAGAGAGGUCAACGGACUACGGGGAACAAAAAUGAGCUGCUCGCCCGUCUCGGGUACUACAAGCUGGCGGCGGCAGUGCAAGUAGAGACUGAGGAGCGCACGCGCAACGGAGUUAACACACUCCCGAAAGAAGUCAAAACAAAAUUAGUACCAAUGGAUACAGACAGUCUCGUGCUAUGGCGGAGACCGUUUACAACAAUUGAGUACUUUUUCCGCGAACUCUUAAUAUUAUGCAACACAGGGUUACGGAGGUUAUUAGCUUAUAAAUUACUAGCAUUAGCGAUAGUGUCUUUAGUGUCCGGUACGGUGGUAUCAUACUAUGUGAGUGGGCCUCACCAACCGUAUGUACAGGAGGCUGUACUAACUCUGGCUUGGUGGGGAUGGUGGGUGAUCUUAGGGGUGUGUAGUUCAGUAGGGCUCGGGACCGGUCUGCACACAUUCCUUCUAUAUCUCGGACCACACAUAGCCCGGGUCACACUAGCAGCCUAUGAGUGUGGGGGGUUGAAUUUCCCCUCUCCUCCGUACCCUAAUGAUAUUAUCUGCCCGGAAGUGAUAGACCCAAACUUCACAGUGUCGAUAUGGAACAUAAUGUCGAAGGUGCGGAUAGAGUCCAUGAUGUGGGGGGUGGGCACCGCCCUAGGCGAGCUACCCCCCUACUUCAUGGCGAGGGCGGCGCGCCUAUCGGGAGGGGCGGUGGCCGAGCUGACUGAGAAGGAUGACUCCAGGACUGGCAGAGCAAAAAUAAUGGUGCAGAAAUUAGUGCAGAGAGUGGGUUUCGCUGGUAUACUGGCGUGUGCGUCUAUACCAAACCCAUUAUUUGACCUGGCGGGCUUGACUUGUGGACAUUUUCUCGUACCUUUCUGGACUUUCUUCGGAGCGACGGUCUUGGGCAAGGCAGUCAUUAAAAUGCACAUACAGAAAAUGUUUGUCAUUGUAGCCUUUAAUGAAACACUCGUUGGGCAAGCGCUCUCAUGGGUGGAAAGGAUACCAUACAUUGGUCCUAAACUAGAGGCGCCAUUACUGGAAUUCCUACGAAACCAAAAAGCACGUUUACAUAAAAACGACUCGUCAUCCGUACCUGAGAACCGGGGUUCUAUCCUGUCUAGUCUUUUAGAGAAAUUCGUACUCGCCAUGGUUCUGUACUUCGUGGUGUCAAUAAUAAAUGCGUUAGCCCAAAACUACAGUAAACGAAUUAGUAAGAAAAAGGGCAAGAAAAGGGAAUAG